Molecule: messenger RNA, 4983 nt
Organism: Vanrija pseudolonga
Lineage: Eukaryota; Fungi; Basidiomycota; Tremellomycetes; Trichosporonales; Trichosporonaceae
Product: ATP-dependent bile acid permease
Exons: 1
Coding region: 1-4983 (1660 amino acids)
Biological process (GO): transmembrane transport
Cellular component (GO): fungal-type vacuole membrane
Molecular function (GO): ATP binding; ATP hydrolysis activity; ABC-type transporter activity
Source: RefSeq, a predicted model, not a curated record
AUGGCAUCGACAUUUGCUAUAGCAACAACUGCGUUAAUACCUCUCGUCUCCGUUGUCUCAUUCUCACUCUACAUCACAACCCACCCGGCGUCGCCAGUCUACGCCCUACUCCACAGCCGUGGAGUCAAACUUCCAACUGCCAGAGAUGAAGCCCUCGAUGGUGGUGUCGGCGCGUUCCCCGCCAAGCGGGACGCGUUUGAUAUCGACGACCCCGUCGUCAUGAGCGACGGUGUGCCGGUCGCCGAGGCUCAGUUCUGGCGCUGGACACAGGGCCUCAAGAUUGCCCUCCUUGCGGCUCUCAUCCCGCCGUUCGUCGCCAACGUUCUCCUCCUGGUCUUCACCAUCAUCGCCUCGGAAGGCUUUGAGGAGCACGAGCGCCUUCGCGCGUUCCUGCUUCCUAUCCUUCUCGUCCCGGCACAUGUCGUAAACCUCAUCCUCACGAUCUCGUACCUUCGCCAGAGGGAGACCCGCACACACUGGCCGACUACGAUCUACCUGGCUGUCAACCUCGCCUCCCAGUUCCUGAUCCUCGGCAUUCUCGCUCUCCUCCCCUCGACGCCCAUGCCAUCGAGCCCCAUCAGUGAGACGAGGUUCUUCACCAUCAUGGAGAUUGUCAGCCUCCCGCCCCUCAAGAUCAUCCCGAUCUUGACGUCGUUGCUGCCUCUGCUCCAGCUUGUGCCCCUCCUCAUCAUCCUCGUUGUCCGCCGCGGCCCGGCGCUCUACAUCCCGUUCCAGGAUCUCUACCCCUCCAAGGUGGUCGAUGCCAUCCCGGCCGGAAGCCGAUCGCUCAACCCCAACUUCGCCAACGUAGUUGGCGAGGUGCAGUGCACCAUUCCCCAGUGGAUGAUGUUCACCUACGCUGGUGAGGUCAUUGAGCGCUCCAAGGUUCAGGAAUCGAUGGACGUUUGGGACCUCCCUGCCUGGGGAGCCACCAUGCGUGCGCUGCCGAACUACCUGGAUAUCAAGAACGUUUACGGCCGUCGCCGAACCCGUCUCCGCAAGUGGGAGGGCUUCAACCUGCUCUGGAAACUGCUCGUCGUCAACAAGGGGCUCUUCAUUGCCCAGUCGACCCUCGCCGCGGUCACCGCCGUCGGCUACUACGGACCUCAUCUCCUCCUCAAGUGGUUCCUGGACUACCUUGCCAACGACCCGGGACGUGAGCAGCCCGCCUGGGGUUGGAUCCUCGCCCUCGGCCUCUUCGUGUCCAACGCUAUGGUCUACCUUGUUACCGGCAUCACCUGGUCGAUCAGCUCGACCUGGCUUACUGGACGCUUCAAGCUUCAGCUGAACGGCAUGUUGUUCGCCAAGACUCUUCGCAAGAAGGACAUUGCUGCUGGAGCUGAGGACACCGGUGCCGUUGGCGAUGUCAAGGAGGAGGCUGCCAAGGCCAAGAAGAAGAAGGAGGACAAGGAGGACGAGGAGGAGGAUGAGGAGGCCGUACAGUCAAAGUCACAGAUCAUGACCUUGUUCACGGUCGAUGUUGACCGUGUGGCCGAGUUCAUCUUCCACCUCUUCACCAUUGUGGACGCACCUCUGGAGAUUGUUGUUGCCACCGUCUUCCUCGUCAAGCUCCUUGGCACGUCGGCACUCUUUGGUCUCCUCACCACCAUCUGCUGCAUGCCGCUCAACCACCUGGCCUCCAAGUUUGUCGUUACUGCUCAGGAGAACCUCAUGAAGACCCGUGACCAACGCACGGCGCUCAUGAACGAGGUCCUCCAGGGCAUCCGCAUGCUCAAGUUUAUGGCCUGGGAGCGAUCCUUCGAGAGGCGUAUCAACGGUAUCCGCAAGAACGAGCUUUCAUGGCAGGCGAGAAACUACCAGAUCGAGGUCUUCUUCAACCUCCUCUGGGCCAUCACCCCAGUCCUCGUGACGGUCGUGUCCUUCCUCCACUUCACCCUCAUCCGCGGCGAGACCCUCACGCCUUCCGUCGCGUUCACCUCGAUUGCGGUCUUCAACGAGCUCCGUUUCGCCCUCAACGCCCUUCCCGAAACCUUCAUCGCUGCCCUCCAGGGCUUCGUGUCGUGCCGCCGUAUCGAGAAGUACUUGUCGCUCGCCGAGGUUUCCAACGUCGAGCCUUUCGACGGCGGUGACAUUGUGCUCGUCAACGCGACCCUUACGUGGCCCAAGGACGACUCGUCGUCCGGCUCGGGCAAGAAGUCCACCGCCCCGACGCCUCGCCCCGACUUUUCGCUCGCCGACCUCUCGCUCCGCUUCCCCGAAGGCAAGCUGUCGCUCAUCUGCGGUCGUCUUGGCUCGGGCAAGUCGCUCCUCCUCUCUGGCCUUCUCGGCGAGGCCGACCUUGUCGCUGGCCAGAUGGUUGUCCCUCGUUCCGAGCCUGACGCCAUGUCAUUGUUUGACAACAAGGUCCAGGACGACGAGUGGAUUGUGCCCUCGCUUGUGGCCUAUGUUCCCCAGCAGGCUUGGCUUCAGAACGCGAGCAUCAAGGACAACAUCAUCUUCUCAAGCCCUUGGAACGCCGCCCGCUACGAUGCCGUCAUCGCCGCAUGCUCUCUGACCACCGACCUCGAGAUCCUCGAGGAUGGCGAUGAGACUGAGAUUGGUGAGAAGGGCCUCAACCUCUCUGGUGGCCAGAAGGCUCGUGUUUCGCUCGCCCGUGCCGUCUAUUCGCGCGCCAGCGUUCUCUACCUCGACGACGUCCUGUCGGCUGUCGACGCCCACACCGCCCACGCAAUCAUGGCCGAGUGCAUCCAGGGUCCUCUGCUCGAGAACCGCACUGUUCUGCUUGUGUCUCACCACACUGCCCUCGUUUCCCCUGCUGCUGCCUACAUUGUCGCUCUCGAGAACGGCGACGUCAAGUUUGCUGGCACCAGGGCCGAGUUUGUCGAAGGCGGUCUGAUGGCGGAGCUCGAUGCUGAGGACCCCGAGUCCAAGCCCACCGAGGGCGAGAAGCUCGAGGAGAAGACGAUCGAAGAGACCAUUGGCGCCAAGCUCGUCCACAAGUCGGUCGUCAGCCUCAGCGGCGCGGCCGUUGGAUCUGAGCCUGGCUCUGAGACGAGCUCCAUUGCCCCGACGGACGAGAACAACACCCUGGUCGGAUCCACCCCCGAGGUUGCCAAGCCCAAGGCUCCUCGCAAGCUCAUCGAGGACGAGAAGCGCGUGCGUGGCCGCAUUGCCUGGCCCGUCUGGAAGCUCUACUUCACCUCGCUUGGCGGUCCCGUCUGGUGGUUCUUCUUCAUCCUUUCCGUCUUGAUCGCUGCCUUUACCCCCGUCUUUGAGCGCGGCUGGGUCACCUUCUGGACCGACCCCGACCCGAACCGCCCUUACCACAGCUCGACCUACUACGUUGUUGGCUACUCGAUCAUCUCGGUCGCUGGUGUUAUCCUCAGUGACGUCCAGUUCGCAGUCACCUACAUUGGCUCGCUCCGUGCGUCGCGCAUCCUUCAGCAGAAAAUGCUCGAGUCUGUCCUCUUCGCCACGCUGCGCUUCCACGACACCACGAGCCGUGGCCGUCUGCUCAACCGCUUUGGUAAGGACAUUGAGGGCCUUGACUCGUCCAUGGCCGACAACUUUGUGCGCUCGAUUGCCUAUGCCCUCAACGUCGUUGUCACUGUCAGCUCGAUCACCUACAUUGGCGGCUGGCCGUUCGUCGCGGCUGGCCUGCUCAUGCUCGGCGUCUACUACCAUGCCGGAUCCAUGUACGGCCAGGCCUCUCGUGACAUGCGUCGUCUCGACUCAGUCACUCGUUCGCCCCUCUACUCGCUGUUCGGCGAGACUGUGUCGGGUGUCGCUGUUAUCCGUGCUUUCGGUGCCAGCACUGUUGCCCUCAAGCAGAUGAUGAAGCUCGAGGACACCAACAUGCUCGCAUUUGCGUGGACCUGGACCAUCAACCGCUGGCUCUCGGCCAGGUUCAACAUGCUCUCGUCGCUGCUUGUCGGUGUCACGGCCUGCGCCAUGCUCGUUUCGGGCGUCAACGCUGCUUUCGCUGGUUUCGCCCUCGCCUUCGCCACGACCAUUAUGCACGACCUGCUGUUCGUGGUUCGCCGCUUCGUCCAGCUUGAGCAGAGCAUGGUUGCUCUUGAGCGCAUCAAGGAGUACUCCGAGGUUCCUCAGGAGGCGCCCGAGUACGUCGACCCUCGCCCUCCUGCUUCGUGGCCCGCCGAGGGUGGUAUCUCGGUCGACAAGCUCGUCAUCCGCUAUGCCCCCGACCUCCCCGAUGUUCUCCACAGCAUCAGCUUUGACGUCAAGCCCCGCGAGAAGGUCGGCAUUGUCGGCUCGACUGGCUGCGGGAAGUCUACGCUGGCGCUCUCAUUCUUCCGCUUCGUCGAGGCUACCUCGGGCAAGAUUGUUAUCGACGGCAUCGACAUUGCCAAGAUUGGCCUGACCGACCUCCGCUCCAACAUCAUGAUCAUUCCCCAGGACCCCACGAUUCUCUCUGGCACUCUGCGUUCGACUCUCGACGUGUUUGACGAGUACGACGAUGCCGACAUUUACGAGGCGCUUCGUCGUGUUCACCUGCUCAAGGCCGACGAGCCUGUUGGCCCUGCCGCUGUCGCCGAGUUGUCGAGCGGGGACUCUGACGCCGAGGAGAGCCGCAACGUCAAUGUCUUCCGCGACCUGUCGUACCCCGUCUCGGAGGGCGGCGAGAACUUUUCGACUGGCGAGAAGCAGCUGGUUUGCAUGGCUCGUGCCAUCCUGCGCCACAACAAGGUGCUGUUCAUGGACGAGGCGACUGCAUCGAUCGACUACGAGACGGACGAGCUCAUCUCCAAGACGAUCCGUGCCGAGUUUGCCGACAGCACGAUCCUCACGAUUGCACACCGUAUCCACACCAUCAUCGACUUUGACAAGGUGUUGGUGAUGCACCGUGGCUCGAUCGCCGAGUAUGCCUCGCCGGCCGAACUGCUGCGUGACCACAAGUCACGUUUCUACAGCCUGUGCAAGGCGACUGGCAAGACCGAGUUCAAGAACCUGAAGGAGUUGGCCCUCGAGGCUGAGCGAAGGAGGCUUGGCCAGCAGCAGUAG